UCGCUACUGUGCUUGUAGAGUUGCAAUUGGUGGAGGAAGAAGCCUAGCUUCCAGUUCAAUUCCAGCAGAAGCUUGCGUUGGACGUUUUUGUGACGUGUUGUUGCAAGAGAUCUGUUUAAAGUUUGACUUUUUUUGAGGAGCUCAUAAAGUAAAUUGUUAAAAUUGUUUGUACCUGAGCAUAACCAUGAGAUUAGUGUAUUUACCCUGUAUCCUCUUGGCUGCAAUAAUCUGCACCUGUGCGGGCAAUGUUGUGCCACCAAAAGAGGAGACUCAGACCCAUGAGGUAGCAGAUGUAACUACUGCAAUGCCUUCAAAACCUACAAAUGCCGCCAAUCCUACUGUAGUUUCUGAUGAUUCUAAAACUCCAAACGCUCUAGCUAAUAAUAUAUCAACUGCUAAUAUUUCCCUCCCUAAUUCCAUUAGUAAUGUUACUAAUGCUACCACUGCAUUUCCAAUGACAUCUUCUGUAUCAACAAGCACAACUGCAAUUUCAACUACAACUACAACAACUACAAUCCCAGUAACAAAAUUGACAACAACAAAAAAACCAGAAACUACAACCGAAAAAAUUACAACUAGCAAUGUACCACCAUCUACAACUACAAACAGCCCAAUCACUGUUUCACCACCAUCUGCUACAACAGCAGUUCCAAUAUCAACAAAGGAAGCUCCACCUUCACAAUCGCCUGAUAAAGGACGAGACUUUGAUGGUCUCAGUUUCGUAGGUGGUAUCAUUUUAGCUGUUUGCUUAAUGGCGAUUGGCACAUUCUCAUGCAAAUUAUACAAAAGAAGGAAAGAAGGAAAUUACCGUACACUAUGAUCUUGAGAAGGCUGUCGUCUCGAAAAGUACCAUUUUUUGACAACUUAAACACAGUUAUUCAAACUGAAAACUAAAAAUUUUACUAUAACAAUAUUGCGUAUUUUUAUAACGUACUUAAGUGUCGCGUGGUUUAAGUGCUCUUAGUAAUGUAAUGUGCAAAAAAGCGAGUUCCGUUUCUUUGUACCCAAUUACAAAGACGAGUUACAUGUAUUACAGUAUUGUCUCUACAGAUUCGCACGCGUAUUGUGAUUGCGAGUGCAAUCGCGAGAACGGGAAAGUAAUAAAUGUGAAAGGCUGGAAUAGAAGGAGAAAGUGGAGUAGCUAAAGGGUAUGAGAAAGAAAGAGAGAGAAUCUGAACGUUACCAUGCAUACGCGCGGUUGGCGAAUGAAGAUUGACGACCAAUCAAACGUAACAUUCCAUUAAGAUCAAUUCAACGGAACGACGAUUGACAUAUUAUUUUUCAUUAGAUUUUGUCAAAUGUAUCUUUUAUUUUCGGUUUUUUUGUUUUAAUUUCAUUUACAAAUGUUUAUCGUACAUGAAAAGGACAAACAGUUAUGUUAACGUAAAAGUAUCAAAGUGUA
Nomia melanderi (Alkali bee) is the source of this 1402-nucleotide messenger RNA. RefSeq lists its product as uncharacterized. The record is from RefSeq and is a predicted model, not a curated record. Gene Ontology annotation, cellular component: cytoplasmic vesicle. Lineage: Eukaryota; Metazoa; Arthropoda; Insecta; Hymenoptera; Halictidae.